Messenger RNA from Cantharellus anzutake, 1632 nucleotides. RefSeq lists its product as uncharacterized. NCBI's taxonomy places the organism in Eukaryota, Fungi, Basidiomycota, Agaricomycetes, Cantharellales, Hydnaceae. Gene Ontology annotation, cellular component: endoplasmic reticulum. The transcript is spliced from 4 exons. Bases 1 to 1632 code for a protein of 543 amino acids. The record is from RefSeq and is a predicted model, not a curated record. Gene Ontology annotation, molecular function: ubiquitin binding.
AUGUCGGAUCUUACAGAGGCCCAGCAGGCAGCCCUUGACCAUCUUCGUCAAAUAACGAAUGGUGAGGAUCCUGAGCGUGAACUUGCUGUUCUGGAGAGCGUCGGAUGGAACGUGGAGAAAGCCGCGCAGGCUUUCUUCGACGACGAUCUGCCUCAAGCAGGUCCUUCGAUGUCCCCCGUGCAACCUGUAUCUAUAGACGACUCCGCGCAGUCGAUUCCUUAUUCAAACUCUGCACCAGCACGAAACACCAGACCCGUGUACCCGAGGACACACCAAACAGGGCUGAAUCUCGCCAAUGUUGUUGCUUUCCCAUUUACCCUCAUUACCAACAUACUUCAAUUCAUCUUUAGAAUAAUACGUUUUCCCCUCGUAGGAAUAUUUCCUUACUUAUUUCGACCUAACGGCCCAGCUCUCCGCGGCUCCCGGGGGCCUCGUGGUGGGCGUGGUAUGCUCGCUGAAAACCCAGCAGCUGCCGCUGACAGGUUUGUUCGCGAACUUGAGGAUGAGACAGGUGCGAUGACGAUAAGCCACGCCAAUGCAGCCGAGGCGGGAGCAGCAGAAAAUGUCGCUGGCUCCUCAACACUAGCUGGUAAAGCUGCAGCUGCUGGAAGGCUGUUACCCGACUUUUUCAUUGGCUCGUACGAAGAAGCACUGAGGACCGCAGAAAGGGAACUUCGAGUCCUAUGCGCCAUCAUCUUGAGUAGCGAGCAUGAUGACAUCCCAGAGUUCAGAAGGAUGGUCCUUACGGACGCAGAUUUCAUUAAAACACUUGCAGACAAUAAUUUUGUCGUCUGGGGAGGUGAUAUACGUGAUAGAGAUGCGUAUCAAGCCUCCAUCAAACUUGGCGCUACAACUUACCCGUUCGUAGGCUUUGUCUCCCUCCACCCCACUCCGGCUCAUGUGGGUGGUUCGACUCCGUCAGGGUCGGGCCCGCGUCUCACUGUCCUCUCCCGCCACGAAGGUCCACCUUCUACCACGACAUCAGCUCAGACCCUUCAAGCACAUAUUACCACUGCCCUCCUUCCCCGUGUUACCCCUCUUCUCUCACGUCUCCGCACAGAGCGUUGGAAUCGAGAACAAGAACGCAAACUGCGUGAAGAACAGGAUCGUGCAUUUGCUGAAUCUGCCGCCCGUGAUAGAGAGCGCGUGAAGCAAAAGCGAGAGGCAGAACGGAAGGCCGCGGAGGAAAAACAAGCCCGUUUAGAGGCAGAGAAGGAGAAAGCAAGCAAUGAGGAGAAGCUUCUGUUAUGGAGGAGGUAUGCCAGAAAGCAUCUCAUCCCACCCGAGCCGCCAUCAGGCGGUAUCCGUAUUGGUGUGCGCUUACCUGAUGGCCGGCGCGGAGUAAGGAUGUUCUCCCCUACGGAUGAUGUGACGGCUGUCUACACGUUUGCGGAGUCCCUGCUUGUACCCGCGAGCGAACCUAGAGACUCGGACCCCGACCAACCACCCACUGGCUAUACUCAUGAUUGGAAACUCAAACUCGUCACGUCAUUUCCUCGAAAAGAAAUACCACAGCGUGAGAAGGUUCUUGGCUCAAUCGAUGACUUGAAGGAGGGUGCGAAUCUCGUAGUUGAGGUGAUACGGACUUACGGAGGCAUAGGCACAGAUGACCACGAUGAGGAUGAGGAAUAG